Puccinia graminis f. sp. tritici CRL 75-36-700-3 is the source of this 480-nucleotide messenger RNA. RefSeq lists its product as uncharacterized. Lineage: Eukaryota; Fungi; Basidiomycota; Pucciniomycetes; Pucciniales; Pucciniaceae. The record is from RefSeq and is a predicted model, not a curated record. Bases 1 to 480 code for a protein of 159 amino acids. The transcript is spliced from 2 exons.
AUGGCUACCCUUAAGGCCAACUGCGACCGACUACAGAAGAAGCACGGCUUCAUGGUAGCCUUACGCUACGACAUAAGGAUUCGAAACAAUGCCUUUGCCUUCAGAGUUGAGAAAGACGGCGAGGAAACCUUCUCAAACAUUUCCGUUUUCAAAACCGAAACGGCAGACGACGCCCACUCCGAGUCCAGAAAUUUCAACGAGCUAGGCGUAAAAGACAACCCUUACGCGAUCGGUGGAGCAAGAUACGGGUGGGACCCCCACACAGGCCAAAAGUCAGCAAAAACGCCGACCACGACAACAACGAACAACAACAACAACAACAAAACCCCCAGCACAGGUUCCUUCCAGUCGAAUCAGACACCCGUAAAUUCUUUACCCCCAAAACCAGACCAGAACAGACCCCCUAGGAGCUCUGGAUAUAAAGGCAGGAAUUACAAUCCCAACCAUGGUUCGUUGAACAGGCAACGUGGUAAUGAGUAG